Molecule: messenger RNA, 1065 nt
Organism: Arabis nemorensis
Lineage: Eukaryota; Viridiplantae; Streptophyta; Magnoliopsida; Brassicales; Brassicaceae
Source: the annotation of a GenBank genome assembly
AUGGUAUCAGCACUUCAGAUCCAUGUAAGCGGUAUCAAAUCAUCGGUCUCAUUUAGUCCCGUUACCAAACAAACCACAAGGGUUAGUAGGAUCAGAUGUUCCGCCAGCACACCGAAGAAACAGUACAACAUUGCCGUCCUCCCCGGUGACGGCAUCGGCACAGAAGUCACCCCCAUUGCCAUCGACGCUCUCCGCCUUGCCGGAUCUCUCGAAGGAAUUGAGUUCGUGUUUAAGGAGAUGCCAAUCGGUGGCGCGGCUAUUGAAGCCACCGGAGUUCCGUUGCCAGAAGAGACUUUAAAGUUAUUGGAAGCUUCGUCUUUGAAGAGACAUUUAGCGGAAGGGGUUGAUCUUAUGAUCAUCAGAGAAAUCGGUGGAGGUCUAUAUCAGGGAGUGCCAAGAGGCUUCGGAAUCAACACGCUAGGCGAGGAAACCGGUUUCUGCACCGAGAUUUAUUCCAAGGGAGAGGUUGAUCGUGUCGCUCGUAUUGCAUUUGAUAUGGCGGUACAACGACGAGGCAAAGUUUGUUCAGUCGACAAAUCUAGCGUCUUGGAAUCGUCGAUGUUGUGGAGGAAAACAGUGAUGGCAUUAUCGACAGAGUAUCCAAAAGUGGAACUAAUGCAUAUGCUAGUGGAUACAUCUGGCAUGGAGCUCGUUCGAUGCCCCAAACAAUUCGAUGUACUCUUGACAUCGAACGUCUUUGGAGAUAUCUUGUCGGAUGUUGCUUCAGUGAUCAACGGCGGCAUUGGAAUGCUUCCCUCAGCCUGCAUUGGAGGACCAGGACCACAACUGUUCGAACCUGUUCAUGGUUCAGCUCCUGACAUCGAUGGAGAGGACGUAGCAAAUCCGUUGGCUGCGGUUCUCACGGCAGUGAUGCUUCUAAGAUACGGUUUGAAGGAGGAAGCGGUGGCGAAACGCAUAGAAAACGCUAUUUUUGAUAUCCUAGAUAAGGGAUUCAGAACCCGUGACAUUGCCACUGUGGGAAAGAAAAUUGUGGGAUGUAAGAGAAUGGGAGAGGAGAUAUUGAACUCACUCUAUGUCAAAUCUCCGGCGUCUUUAUGCAACUAG